AUGGACAACAUUGAUUUAUUGACGGAAGAGUCACUUGAAGAUGAAUAUGGUACAAAUUCAGAAGCGGUAUACAUUUUCAAUACUUUAAAGAGAAAGGAUAAAGCAACACAGCAGCUGGAUGAGAAAGGUGACCACGACAAGCGGUCCGUUAGAAUACUAACCACUAAACGCAAGAGGUGGUGGAUACACGCUGAGAUGCUGUUCAUUGUUUUCACAAUUGUACUAUAUUAUAAUUUGACUGCCCGAGUCGAUGCUUCAAUAUUUAUAAAUAUGACAGUGGGGGCAGAACGCGUCCACUACUUCGGUAAUUUGUUGCUAGGACAUGGGAUCUCAUGGAAGAAUGCCUUUAUUAUGGGUUUUAUUACAACGUUCCACAGUGUUUCCUCUACGGCAACAGCAAUAUUGACUAAUGCUUGCGGGCCAGCUUUCACGGACGCAGUCCAUCUUACACGUGGUGCUAAUACGCAAUACAAUGUAACUACGUGUGCCAUAUACGGAGCAGUAUUAGCUGCUGCGGCUGUUACUGGCAAUACUAUUUCUUACUACGGCGCUUGGUGUCGUGAUAUAAAUCAACUAUCAUCUACUAACUAG
Molecule: messenger RNA, 591 nt
Organism: Saccharomyces mikatae IFO 1815
Lineage: Eukaryota; Fungi; Ascomycota; Saccharomycetes; Saccharomycetales; Saccharomycetaceae
Exons: 1
Coding region: 1-591 (196 amino acids)
Source: RefSeq, a predicted model, not a curated record